AUGCUGCUCCCCUCCGCCCUCCCAUGCGAAGUGCGCCGGUCGUCUCGCUUCACUCCCAGUCGGCUCUUCUCAACUCCUCCCCCAUCCGACACAGGAGUCCCAUCCGGAAACGGUCUCCUCGGGACUUGCCGCGCACUACAAUCUCUACUCAACAGAUCGCCCACACCUUCGUCGCGAUCAGUGAAAGCCCACCGCCUCCAGAGCCCCCUCCCCCUUAACACGGUCCGUAGCUCGCCACGAUCGCACAAGGUCGUUCGACCUGUCUCUCCCAGACAAACACCACCCCCCAGAACCGCUGCUCUCACCCCCCCUCCUCCUCCAUCUGCACUUGCUCGCGGCGCAAAUAAGCGCCGCCGUGACACCUUCGAUGACGAGGACAGCGACGCGGAGAUGAGUCGCCCGCGCAACCGCUUCGCGACUCCCAAACGCCGCCGGCACGUUCCUUUUGAUUUGCCUUUCGGCCUUUCUUCUACAGCCUAUUAUUCCCUACACUCUCCUCCUGUCACCCAAUCUCCUCCUUCUCCUCCUCGUCGCCAGAUGGACUAUGGUAUUCCAGCUGGCCCAUGCGUCGAUCCAGACGCGCCUCUGCCCUCCAUCGAGGUGACAGAAGAGCAUGCCCCUUCUUCGGUUCCACAAGAAUGGACCGCCGAAGGAGACCAACACCUUCUCGAGCUGGUCCUUGAGAAAUUUCGUCUCUCCCAACAGGAAUGGGAUGAGUGCGCGCGCCAAAUGGGUCGCAGCCACGUUGGGCCCCGGUGGCAGACUCUCGUUGGUGAGGGUCGUGUCGGCCUGCGUCCGCGUCGGCAGUGA
Penicillium digitatum Pd1 is the source of this 810-nucleotide messenger RNA. RefSeq lists its product as uncharacterized. Lineage: Eukaryota; Fungi; Ascomycota; Eurotiomycetes; Eurotiales; Aspergillaceae. The record is from RefSeq and is a predicted model, not a curated record.